Rangifer tarandus platyrhynchus (Svalbard reindeer) is the source of this 348-nucleotide messenger RNA. The record is from the annotation of a GenBank genome assembly. NCBI's taxonomy places the organism in Eukaryota, Metazoa, Chordata, Mammalia, Artiodactyla, Cervidae.
AUGCGGUGUCGGGGAGGCCACUGCGUGGCCGAGCCCCGGAGGCUGCGCUCUGUGGCACCAAAGGCCAACUCCCAGCGCCUCGCUGCCUCAGACCUGACGCCCGCCCUCAGGCGGUUGCACCUGACCAAAUGCCCUGAUCAGACGCCGGCCCGCAGGUGCCUCGUUGACAGGAGGUUGCGCGAGGUGAGUGUGCGCGUUCCGCAGUGGGGUGACAGUGUGGGUCUCCUCUUCCCCGGCGGAGACGGCGCUGGCCGAGAUGGCCGCCCCAGCCCCAGGGCACUGGAGCCUGCGAGUCCUUGCCCUCGUCGGGGCUGCUCCUGGGCCGGGUCACUGGCCGCCUCCUUGUGA